GGACAUGAACCCGUCGGCGGCGCCCCCGCCGGGGCAGCAGGUGAUCCACGUCACGCGGGACCUGGACACGGACCUGGAGGCCCUGUUCACGGCGGUCAUGAGCCCGCGGCCCAGCUCCUGGCGGAAGAAGGUGCUGCCCGAGUCCUUCUUCAGGGAGCCCGACUCGGGCGCGCACUCGCGCCAGUCCAGCACCGACUCGUCGGCCGGCGGCGGCCCGCACGCCGCGCCCGCCGCGCCCGCCGCGCCCCCGGGCCCGCGGCCCGCCGCCGCCGCCGCGCAGCACGUGCGCUCGCACUCGUCGCCCGCCUCGCUGCCGCCGGGCGCCGGCGCCGCGGCCGGGGCGCCGCACGCGCACCUCCGCCAGCGCUCCUACGACGUGACGGACCUGCCCGAGGAGCCGCUGCCGCCCGGCUGGGAGAUGACCUUCACGGCGGCCGGCCAGCGCUACUUCCUCAACCACAUAGAGAAGAUCACCACAUGGCAAGACCCUCGGAAGAGCGUAAGUCACCCCCUGAGCCAUGCGUCGCUACACGCAGCCCCAGCCUCCACACCAGUGCCACAGAGGCCCAUGGCCACGUCCCAGCCCAACUUGGUGAUGACCUCCCAACACCAGCCGCCGAUGGCGCCCGGUGCCCUGGGCCAGCAGAACCCCUCCGCGGGGCUGGUGCCCGUGCCCCCUGCGCUGACCACCCAGCAGCAGCAGCAGCAAAAGCUGCGGCUCCAGAGGAUCCAGAUGGAGAGGGAGAGGAUUCGGAUGCGGCAGGAGGAGCUCAUGCGGCAGGAAGCAGCCCUCUGCAGACAGCUCCCGGUGGAGGCUGAGCCCAUGGUGGCUGCGCAGGCCGUCAACCCGCCCGCCAUGACCGCAGACCUGAGGUCCAUCAGCAGUAGCAACGCUGACCCUUUCCUCAGCAGCGGGCCCUACCACUCCCGGGAGCAGAGCACCGACAGCGGCCUGGGGCUGGGGUGCUACAGCUUGCCCACCACGCCCGAGGACUUCCUGAGCAACGUGGACGAGAUGGACACAGGGGAGGGCGCAGGCCAGGUGCCCAUGAGCGCCACGCCCCAGCAGAGCCGCUUCCCCGACUUCCUUGACUGCCUGCCGGGGACCAAUGUGGACCUGGGGACUUUGGAAUCCGAAGACCUGCUUCCUCUCUUCACCGACGUGGAGUCCGCCCUGAGCAAGAGUGAGCCCUUUCUGACCUGGCUGUGAGCCCCUCUGGCCGGGCUGCGGGC
Dipodomys spectabilis (banner-tailed kangaroo rat) is the source of this 1233-nucleotide messenger RNA. It is a transcript of the gene Wwtr1, whose product is annotated as WW domain containing transcription regulator 1. NCBI's taxonomy places the organism in Eukaryota, Metazoa, Chordata, Mammalia, Rodentia, Heteromyidae. The record is from RefSeq and is a predicted model, not a curated record. Gene Ontology annotation, molecular function: transcription corepressor activity; transcription coactivator activity; protein binding. The coding region runs from base 5 to 1210 and encodes 401 amino acids. The transcript has 8 exons. Gene Ontology annotation, cellular component: cytoplasm; nucleus. Gene Ontology annotation, biological process: positive regulation of transcription by RNA polymerase II; hippo signaling.